Molecule: messenger RNA, 906 nt
Organism: Amaranthus tricolor (Joseph's coat)
Lineage: Eukaryota; Viridiplantae; Streptophyta; Magnoliopsida; Caryophyllales; Amaranthaceae
Product: 60S ribosomal protein L9-like
Exons: 3
Coding region: 151-732 (193 amino acids)
Biological process (GO): cytoplasmic translation
Cellular component (GO): cytosolic large ribosomal subunit; ribosome
Molecular function (GO): structural constituent of ribosome; rRNA binding
Source: RefSeq, a predicted model, not a curated record
GAUUCCUAGGGUUUUUAGGAGUAGCAUCGCGUCUUCCUCAGUUUCGCCUCCAAUAUAUAAACAUCAACUCUCUGUCCGCCAUUCGGCUUCUCUUUCAACCCAGAAAAACCCUAGAGAAAGGAAGAAAUCCCCGCGCCCCCAAAUUCCACAAUGAAGCAGGUACUCUCUUCCGAUCAAAUGGAAAUCCCAGAAGGGAUUGACAUCAAAAUCGAUGCGAAAAUCAUCGAAGUUUCUGGACCGCGGGGAACCCUAACUCGGAAUUUUAAGCAUCUUAACCUUGAUUUCCAAUUGACUACUGAUGAGGAGGGAAAAAAGAUUUUGAAGAUUGAUUCAUGGUUUGGAUCAAGGAAGACUUCUGCUGCUAUCCGUACUGCGAUUUCGCAUAUUGAGAAUCUUAUAACUGGUGUUACUAAGGGGUAUAGGUACAAAAUGAGAAUGGUGUAUGCUCACUUUCCCAUUAAUGCCAGUAUCACUAACGGUAACAAGGGUAUUGAGAUCCGAAACUUUCUUGGUGAAAAAAGGGUUAGGAAAGUUGACAUGUUGGAGGGUGUAACCAUUGUGAGAUCAGAAAAGGUGAAAGAUGAACUUGUCUUGGAUGGUAAUGACAUUGAGCUUGUCUCUCGAUCAGCCGCACUUAUUAAUCAGAAAUGCCAUGUGAAAAACAAGGAUAUCAGGAAAUUUCUUGACGGUAUCUAUGUCAGUGAGAAGGGAAGGAUCGUCGCAGAAGAGUAAGCUUUUGAUGCGGCUGUAGGAUUUUGUGUACUUCGAAUUUAAGUGUUUUAAUCUUUUGUUGGCAAUAUCUAGAGUUUUUUAGCUCGACUUGCACCAAACAUCAUUUGAUAGACAUUGUGUUUAAGUUUUUAUAUUAUUAUUACAAUUUUGUUAAGGGUGUUGAGUUAAAGAAAA